Zea mays is the source of this 1330-nucleotide messenger RNA. Its product is annotated as putative F-box/LRR-repeat protein 23. The coding region runs from base 220 to 1122 and encodes 300 amino acids. The transcript is spliced from 2 exons. The record is from RefSeq and is a predicted model, not a curated record. Lineage: Eukaryota; Viridiplantae; Streptophyta; Magnoliopsida; Poales; Poaceae. Gene Ontology annotation, molecular function: protein binding.
CAUUAGCAAGACGACAACGCGAUCGGCCGCCGGCAAUUCGGAGCGAUAGCGUGCACGCGCUGCUCACCCCAUCACAUGACAGCAACGACUUUCGGGAUCAUCGCCAUGGCCAUGGCCUUAAAUAACCCUUAAACUUACUGCAGAGAAUCCGGCCGGGCGUGGCUUGAUCUGGAUUGGAGCCAGGGGCAUUCGCCGCCUGCGGAAGCCACGAAGACGGAGAUGGAUGCGAGCGAGGAGACAAGGGAUUGGGCGGAGUUGCCGAGGGACGCCCUACUGGCCGUGUUCCAUAGUCUGCAGCAUGCGGACGUACUCAUGAGGGCCGGGCAGGUGUGCCGGCCCUGGCGCCGCGCGGCGCGGGAGGAGCCCGAGCUGUGGCGCCGCAUCGACCUGCGCCGCCGCGCUGCGCUCUCCACGUCCAUCCUCUACCAUCUCGACGUGAUGGCGCGCACUGCAGUGACGUGUAGCGCAGGCCAGUGCGAGGCCUUCUGGGCCGAGGACUUCGUCGACGACACCUUCAUCUUCUUCCUCAGUCACCGGGCUACCGGGCUGAGGAGCCUCCGCCUCAUAUCCUGCAACAUCUCGAAGCAGGCGGCCCUCAACGAAGCAAUAACGCGGUUCUCCAUGCUUGAGGAGCUAGAGCUGUCACUCUGCUCAGGCGCCACCACCGCCUCCGGGCACUACAACCUCGCCGACACCUGCACGGCCGCAGCCAAGGCCUGCCGGAACCUGAAGUGCCUCCGGCUGAACAAAUACCGGUUCCACCGGCGGUCAGGCUACGACGGCGACAGCGAAGCCAUGGAGAUCGCCAAGAUGCGCGGCCUCCGGUGCCUGCAACUCUUCGGCAACAGCCUCGGCAACGCCGGCCUCGCGGCUAUCCUCGCAGGCUGCGCGCAUCUGGAGUCCCUCGACAUCCGCCACUGUUUCAACGUUGAGGUGAAUGAUGAGACGCGCGUCAUGUGUGCUAGGCUGCAGACGCUGAAGCUACCAGACGACUCCAUGGACGGCUACGACCUCAGCUUUGGCAACCCUGAGAUGAACGCAGGGAUCCCUGGUUUGGAUUUUCCCCACAAUGCUGAAAUGAACUUCGGUUUUCGUGGAGAUAUACUCUGGGAUUCAUGGUAGUUCAGCUGAUUUUUGUGUUGGAACUUGGAAUAAUGCUUGAGGUAGGUGACAAUCUGUGCUUUCAUAUAUAUGACAAUUGACAAGUUGAAAAGUUGCCUGGCUGUGUUUUACUAUCAAUGUUGUACUUGUACAUAGCAUGAAUAUUAUUAGAAAAAAAUACUGUGUAUGAUAAGUUCUACUGCAUUAUUGGAGUUCUAAAGUUUUCCAA